Molecule: messenger RNA, 1316 nt
Organism: Pleuronectes platessa (European plaice)
Lineage: Eukaryota; Metazoa; Chordata; Actinopteri; Pleuronectiformes; Pleuronectidae
Exons: 1
Coding region: 252-1154 (300 amino acids)
Source: RefSeq, a predicted model, not a curated record
CAGUCGUCUUCUGAGAACUGAAAGUAGACUCUUGGCUAAUAGAUGUUCCUUCCUGCUGAAGAGUCACUUCUCUUGAUGUUUGUCACUUAUAUUUUGGAUCGCCAGUGUGAGUUCUCAUCUUCACAGGACGGCAUCUCGAUCACCGCUUGAGUAGAUUAGAUAAGGAUAGUUUAACGCUCAAGUGAUUGAUCGUUCCUCACAAAUAUCCUGUCAUCAUUCAGAAGGGACAUCUUGGGCUCCCCUGGGUUAUCAUGGCGUGUUUUGCUGUGAUCAUUCUGUCUGGAUUCAUCAGCAUCUCAGCAGCAAAGGAAGCAUGUGAUAUCUAUGGUGGAGUUGGACAGGAUCGGAGUCUGCCUCUUAACUUUAAUGGACUGCUUAACAAACAUUCUCUGAGAUGGGAUCACAAUACUAAGACCCUGUUUUUCAGAGAUAGACAAGGCAAAGUGUCUGUUGGAGAGUCAGGGGACGUUUCUGCAACCGGAUCUCUUCAGCUGAAGAACCUGCAGUUCUCCAGUGCAGGUGUUUACGAAGCAAGUGUGUUGUCUCCAAACCGUAUUUUGGUUAAACAAUGGCGUCUCUGUGUGAUGGACAAUGUGUCAAAACCUCAACUAAAUUAUGUGUCUGACUUCAAGUCCAGCACUGUUAACAAAGACAGUGACGCUGUUCGUCCAUCGGGCACAAGUCCAUCACCGUCACCACCCAAUUUGCUUUGUUUUCAAUCCAAAACUGUUGUGGCAGCGGUCGCAGGAGGAGUGAGUCUGAUUCUGCUUUUGAUCGUCAUCAUCGUCGUAUUAUGUUUCUACAACAGAUGCAACAAGACUCAAAGGGGACUCAGGGAGAAAGGGGCCGUCAGAAUGCUUUCUCUAAACAAGCUAGAGCUGGACUCCAUGAGCCCAGAUUAUGAGACCAUGAACCCGACUGAGAACCCUCGUCCCCCGAGCCCCAAGCCUUCACCGAGAGUAUUUAACCAGAACGUUCCUCUGCCCGAAGCUCAGCCUGGAAACGGCCCUGUGCAGCUGUCCACCGUCGCUCAGAGACAACAACCUUCGCCUGUGCCGAAGCCGAGGACCAAGACAACAAACGGAAUGUGUCUCCCUCCAGAAACUUUCAGCGACAAAGAAAAAAACGUAAAGUUGCAUUUUAAUCCUGCCUAGUCUUUACCGCUGUAUCAAUAUCUGUGUAGGAGUGAUUGGUUAAAUGUUUAUAAAUAUGUGACGAAAUCAUAUUUCAGAAUAAAAAAGAUUUGUGUAAAAAAUUGAUGGUGCAGUGCAAAAUAUUCUGUAUUUUUAUUAAAGACCACAAAUAGAAAAAACAAA